Messenger RNA from Chironomus riparius, 2977 nucleotides. Lineage: Eukaryota; Metazoa; Arthropoda; Insecta; Diptera; Chironomidae. The record is from the annotation of a GenBank genome assembly.
AAAAUCUGUUAUCCAAGCAAAAAUAUUGCAUAUCAUUGACAUUGUUUUGAAAGAUUCUUCAUCAAAAUCAUUUUCAUGCUUUAAUGUCAUUUCUGCUGUAACGUGGAACAAAAAAUGAAUUCAGUCAAAUCAUCAAUUGCCGAGAAUGGAAGCUUGUCAAAUGAUCGUGUUAUUAUAUUGGAUGCUGGAGCACAGUAUGGAAAAGUCAUUGAUAGAAAAGUUCGAGAAUUGUCAAUUGAGUCUGAAAUUUUACCGCUCUCAACAACGGCUCAAUAUAUAAAGGAGCAAGGGUUUAAAGCUAUUAUUAUUUCCGGUGGACCUUCAUCUGUUUAUGAUGUCAAUGCUCCAAAAUAUGAUCCCGAUAUUUUCAAAUUAGGAUUACCAAUUUUAGGAAUUUGUUAUGGUCUUCAAAUAAUCAAUAAAGAAUUCGGAGGCACUGUGCGCAAGAAGGAGAUUCGAGAAGAUGGACAGAUGCUUGUGAAAGUUGAUACUGAAUGUCCUCUUUUUAGUGGUCUUCAAAGCUCACAAACUGUGCUUCUAACUCACGGAGAUUCAAUUGAAAACGUUUGUGAUAAAUUCAAAGUUUGUGCGACCAGCUCGUCUAACAUCAUUGCUGGUAUUUACAACGAACAAGCAAGAAUUUAUGGUGUUCAAUUUCAUCCAGAAGUUGAUUUAACUUUAGAAGGAAAGAAAAUGCUUAACAAAUUUCUUCUUGACGUGGCAAGACUUAAUCCAAGCUAUACAAUCAAUUGCCGAAAAGAAGAAUGUAUUCGUUAUAUACGCGAAAAAGUUGGCAAUAAUAAAGUUCUGCUUUUAUGCAGUGGCGGAGUUGAUUCGACUGUUUGUGCAGCUUUAGUGAGGGUUGCUUUGCAACCCAGUCAAAUUUUAGCCGUUCAUAUUGAUAAUGGUUUUAUGCGUAAGAAUGAGUCAGAUAUUGUGGAGUCGUCACUGAAAGGCAUCGGAGUGAAUUUGAUAGUUAAAAGAGCAUUUCAUCAGUUUAUAAAAGGCACUACGACAGUAAAAUUGCCCGGAUCUCUUUAUACAACCGAGACACCACUUUUGAGUAUGACUUUAAAUCCCGAAGAUAAAAGAAAGAUCAUUGGCGAUGUAUUUAUUAAAGUCUCGAACGAAGUUUUACGAGAAUUAAAGAUGAAACCCGAAGAUGUUUUCCUUGCACAAGGGACUUUACGGCCAGAUUUAAUUGAGUCUGCUUCAUCUUUAGUAAGUACGAAAGCUGAUACAAUCAAGACCCAUCAUAAUGAUACAGAGUUAGUAAGAAAGUUGCGUGACGAAGGACGAGUUGUUGAACCUCUAAAAGACUUUCACAAAGAUGAAGUUAGAAAAUUGGGAUAUGAUCUUCAAUUGCCUCAGACGUUAGUUGAGCGACAUCCUUUUCCUGGUCCAGGAUUAGCUAUUAGAAUAUUGUGUGCAGAUGACGCAUAUAUUGAAAAAGAUUUCAGCGAGACACAAGUUGUGGUUAAAGUUAUUGUUGACUAUCAAAACAAGCUCAAUAAGAAUCAUGCAUUAUUGAAUCGCGUGUCAGGCGUGACUACAAAGGAAGAACAAGACGAAUUGUGUAGAAUUUCCAGCAGCAUUGAAUUAUCUGCAACUGUUUUGCCAAUUAGAAGCGUGGGAGUCCAAGGUGAUAAAAGAACCUACAGUUAUGUUGUGGGAUUAUCAAGUGAUACGCAACCAAAUUGGCAGGAUAUGAUAUUUUUAGCAAAAUUAAUUCCAAGAAUUUUACACAACAUUAAUAGAGUAUGCUUCAUUUUUGGUUCACCUGUUACGAACCAAAUUACAGAUGUAACUCAUACAUUCUUAAGCAAAUACACUAUUGGCCAAGUACGGCAAGCAGAUCAUAUUGUCAAUACUAUUCUCAGCGAAUUCAAUUUGAUGAACGGAAUAUCACAAAUGCCUGUUAUUUUAGUUCCUUUACAUUUCGAUCGAGAUCCAGUUGAUCGUAAGCCUUCAGCACAGAGAUCAAUUGUACUAAGACCAUUCAUAACAAACGAUUUUAUGACUGGCGUUCCUGUCGUUCCUGGAAGCGAGCAAAUGCCAAUUCACGCUAUCGAAAAAAUUGUAAUUGAAAUUCUAGCAAAAGUGCAAGGUAUUUCACGAAUCAUGUAUGACUUGACAAGCAAGCCUCCUGGAACAACCGAGUGGGAGUGAAUUGAAACAUAGUUUAAGAUAUAAAAAAAAAAAACAUGAACGAGAGGAUGAAACAAUUAAAUAAUCGUUGCAUAAUAAUUAAACAAAAAUUUAUAUUUUUAAUUGUUGAAUGUGCUCGGAGAUUUUUAGAAGUACAGCAAAAAGACGACAAAACAAAAGAAAAAGAAGAAGAAAAAAAAUUAAAUCACAGAAUAGCCUCUAACAUUAUUGAAAGCCAUUUAAUAAUAUUGAGAUAUAGAUUUUUGAUAGGAAAUGAAAAACAAGCAACAAAUUUUAUAAACAUUUUUGUCGAAUUUUUCCGCAACACGUUUUAGUUAUUUUUCUUUUUUAUCGUCUCUUUUUUUUGAAAAAAAGAACUAGUAUAAACGUGAUCAUUCAUGAUCGACAAAAGCGCAUUUUCCUGCACACAAUCAAUAAAUGAUUAGUGACUUCGUACUAGUUCAACCUCUUAAAAAAAACAACUUUAGGCAUAACAAGCCUGCUUAUCCAGUUUCAGGGAAAUGCGCUGAAUUUGUAAUUUAUUGUAACGAAAAUCGCGCUUUUAAGAAGGAGAACAAAGUGUAUAAAACAGUAUAAAGGAAAAAAAAAAUCUUUAAGCAUCUCUAGCAUUAAAUUUAUUAAAGAAACUACUAUUAAUGUGAACAGAAAUCUAUGAAUGAAUUGAGAAACAAAAUAAUAGUAAAAAAAUGAAAUUUUAGACAGUUUUGAUUUUCAAAUACAGUUUGAAGCAGCACCUCUGAUAUAAAAAAUAUUACCUGGAAAAUUAAACAAUAUAUGCAUAACAAUUGAAUAAUAUCCUUGAUCCUUA